GCUACUCCUGCCAGCUGUCUUCGCCAUGGGUAUUCCGAUGUUUCGUGAGCCCUCCUCCAGUGAGGUGCGCAAAAACGCAACCAAGGAUCCUACUGUGGUGUCGCGCUCCUCCAUCCGUCGCCAGUCAACCAUCCGCCGGCCUUCACGCUACAGCAACUCUCAACUACGCGGGUCAUCGUUUCGCUCUCCGUUGCCUCGUGCGGUUGCCAACGAGCUCGAGCGGGAGAUCGGAACACAUCAACGUCAGGAGCAGCCGGAGAUCCCCUACGAUGAUUUCCCGAGAGUCUUCAGAGAACGCCUAGAGGCCGGCCGGCGGAUGCUGCGAGAUGUGAUCAACCACAGCCACCCUGGCCAGAGAAUGAGGCUCCCUCGCGACCCGUCUAUGCAUCUGGAUGUCUCCGAUCCGCACUGGGUUGUCACGGACGAGCAUAGCAACCAGCGUCGCAUGGACCAGAUAGGUUUCACACCGCGAUUCGCUCCGGCGAUGGCAUACCACAGCGCGGUGUCCUCACAACCGCACUCAGAUACCGACCGGUUAUCGCCGUUCCCGCAUGCAGAGAGCCUCGGUGACGACCCAAAUGGCCCGACUGCCCCGCUGUUGCGUCCAGUUGGUCAUCGUGCGUCGCGUCGGCCGAACCGUGACUCGGCUGCUGUCGAUGGCCUUGGGGAUAGACAGCGCAGCCCGAGCCCCGAUGGCGACCAGGAGAGUGAUGUAUGGGAAAGGCUUCUUAAUUCAAUCGCGCCGGACGCGAAUCUUCCUAGUGCCGAAUCCUCUUUCACUUCCACAACUGCCUCGGCGUCGACCAAUGCACGGAGAACGGGACCAUCCAGAAGCUCGGCCAACUCUUCACACACAGCGCCCUCUUCGGUAAAUUCAACGUCUGCCGCGGUCCAAAUGGUUCUCGAUCCCUAUCCGGAUUUUCUGAACCCGUGCGAUUUCCCGACCUCGUCGGAUUCCGAGACUGAAUCCGAAUCAGACGCGAGCCACCGCGAGCUUUAUCGCCGUUACAGGGAUCAGAUGUAUUGGACGCGCCGUGCCCAAGGUUUGGAGUCGACCAUGAGCAGCCAACCUCCGAUCCCGACCAUCUCGUUCUCCAUCUCCCAACGUUCCGCGGACCCAGAUCUCCAACAGAUGCAGGCCAUCCUGGAUCGACUCGCCCGCCGGGAAGAUAUCCCCGAUGACUGGUGGGCAGCAGCAGGUCUGUCUCGGACCCUCGGCCGCAGGCUCGGCGAAGGCGACGAGAACGCCACCAAUGCACCGGGGGCCGGCGGGCCUGGUCCUGGUCCUGGCCCUGGUCCUGGGCCACAGCGGCGUUGAUACAGGACCCAUUGGGGAUGCUUGACUGGCCCUCCGAUUUGCAGGCGUCUUUUUCUUUUUUUUGGGGAGGGGGGG
This is a messenger RNA of Penicilliopsis zonata CBS 506.65, 1393 nucleotides long. RefSeq lists its product as hypothetical. The transcript has 2 exons. The record is from RefSeq and is a predicted model, not a curated record. Lineage: Eukaryota; Fungi; Ascomycota; Eurotiomycetes; Eurotiales; Aspergillaceae. Bases 26 to 1318 code for a protein of 430 amino acids.